AUGCCUACACGAAAUUCGCGUCCAACUUCGGAUGCCCUCGCCUCGGCCGCUCAACAUAAUAGGAAACGAGCGUUGGAGGAGACUCCCGAAAAUACAUCGUCACCAAGACGACCAAAACGUACAAAGUCCACCGUCGAUAGUUUUGCAGCGAAGCCAGACCCCUCACCCGCAAGUCAGACACCCAGUAAACCUGUAAAGCAGGUGAGCGCAAACAGCAAUUCGACGGUCGCAGCCAUAGACCUCAAGGAGGAGGAAUCGUUUGAAGGCGAUGAUAUAAAAUCGUCGAUUCAUAUCAAGAAGCAAAGAUUGUCUACUACAGCACACGGUUCGGAUACAAAGGUGAAGGAGAAAGUUGAGAUUGAGGAAGAAGAAGACAUAACGGCCGCAAAGUCUACAAAAAAGCGGAAGACAAAAGCCGAAAAAGAAGCAGAGAUGCUCCCGCUCGCUGCUAGAACAAAGGGCCUACAGAUGUUUGUAGGAGCUCACGUCAGCGCCGCCAAGGGGGUACAGAAUUCCAUCCUCAACAGUGUACAUAUCGGAGGAAACGCCUUUGCGUUAUUCUUGAAAUCUCAGAGAAAAUGGGAAAAUCCACCCUUGCAAGAUGAACAUAAGCAGCAGUUCUUGAAAUUUUGCAUUGAUCAUGACUAUGAUGCAGCGAAAUAUGUCCUACCACAUGGCUCCUAUCUUGUAAACUUAGCACAAGAAGACGAAGCAAAGGCGAGUCAAGCCUAUGACUCUUUUCUAGAUGAUCUGAAAAGAUGCGAAAAGCUCGGUAUCAGGCUCUAUAACUUUCAUCCAGGAGCAGCGGGCCAAAGUACGGUGGAGUCAGCUAUUUCACGACUCGCCAAAUCGUUGACGAAAGCAUUGGCUGCAACUGAAACCGUGACCCCGGUUUUAGAGACGAUGUGCGGCCACGGAACGACUUUAGGCGGUGAUCUUUCCGAGCUGGGAGCCGUGAUCUCACAGAUUCCGGAAAAGUACCACUCACGCAUUGGAAUUUGCAUUGAUACUUGCCACAGUUUCUCCUUCGGUUAUGACCUGGUGACUCCUAACGGAUUCAAGUCGUUUUUGCAGGAUUUCGAUGAAAAGAUUGGAUUGAAAUUUCUGAGGGCACUACAUCUUAACGACUCAAAGGCCCCGAAAGGUAGCAAACGUGAUCUUCACGCAAAUAUCGGUACAGGCUUUCUAGGUCUCCGUGCUUUCCAUAACGUCAUGAACGAGGAGCGCUUUCAGGGACUUCCUAUGAUUCUCGAGACUCCUAUUGACCGGCCUGCCCCUUCCAGCACAUCAACAAAAGCCAAAGGACCUAGCAAAUCUAAAAAGGAAGAAGAUGAAGACGACGAGUCGUGCGGUAGUGAUCAUGAUAUCGACUCCCCCAAAAAGGCCAAAAAGGCGCGAAAAGCCCCUUCCUCACAAAACAAACUCGUUGAGGAUAAAACUGUAUGGGCCCGAGAGAUCAAGUUGCUCGAGUCUUUGAUAGGUAUGGACCCCGAGAGCACAGAGUUUCGUACCUUGGAAACUCAGUUGUCUGAGCAAGGACGAGCAGAGAGACAAAAACAUCAGGAGCAGUACGAGCGGAAACUCGAGACGGAGGCGAAGAAGAAGCAGAAGGAGCUCGAGAAAGGGCAGAAGAGUUUAGAUAGUAUAUUCAAGAAGAAGUAG
Molecule: messenger RNA, 1662 nt
Organism: Talaromyces amestolkiae
Lineage: Eukaryota; Fungi; Ascomycota; Eurotiomycetes; Eurotiales; Trichocomaceae
Exons: 5
Coding region: 1-1662 (553 amino acids)
Biological process (GO): base-excision repair
Cellular component (GO): nucleus; mitochondrion
Molecular function (GO): DNA-(apurinic or apyrimidinic site) endonuclease activity; DNA binding; zinc ion binding
Source: RefSeq, a predicted model, not a curated record